This is a messenger RNA of Pocillopora damicornis (cauliflower coral), 1782 nucleotides long. Its product is annotated as vacuole membrane protein 1. Lineage: Eukaryota; Metazoa; Cnidaria; Anthozoa; Scleractinia; Pocilloporidae. The record is from RefSeq and is a predicted model, not a curated record.
AUUUUUCGAGCGCUUUUCCUUUGUUCGUUGGACUCUUUUGACACCUUGGAUUUCCGCAAUUUUUACAGAUACCUAGGAGAUCUGUCGUCGCUUAUCCACAGCAAGGACUUUGCCCUUAAUAUUUCCGCGCGAUCUAUGGCCGAGCGUAGGCGAAGUGCCCGACAGCUGGCACGAAUCGCGGCGAAAGAUCCCGAGAUCAGUCCGUCAAUAUUGAACUCGUGGACUGUUGUGAAAUUGCGCCAAGAAUUAAAAAGAAGAGGGUAUCCUACAACAGGCUUGAAAGCAGAAUUGAUUGCACGAUUAGAGAGUUUAGAUGUAAUACCCCUAAACGAAAUGUCCGAAGAAUCUACCAAUUGUAAGCAACAAACCUCCUCUGCCAAUACUGGAGGAGUAAGGCAUAGGGAAAAAAUGAAUCAAGAAAAUGACACCAUGGUAAUUAAUCAAACAGUGCCAGUCAAUGGAGUGAGUGCUGGUGUCCUGUCAGAAGAUGAGAUACGAGCACAGAAAAAAAUAGAUCAGAAAAGAAGACAAGGGAUUGUACUUUGGCGUCAGCCCUUUUUAACUUUGACUUACUUCUGCUUUGAGAUGGGGAUUCUUUUACAUGAUUAUAAGGAAAGGGUAUUAAAACACAAAAAAACAGUUUCAUCAAUAGUCCUGAUAUCAAUUUUAAUGACUCUGGUAUAUAAUUUGGAGGGCUCCCAUCAAGAGAGCUUAGGUCAGUUGAAAUCAGUGUUGCUGUGGUGGGCGUAUUGGGUUGGUCUUGGCAUUCUUUCCUCUGUUGGCCUUGGCACUGGACUGCAUACAUUCCUUCUGUACUUGGGACCUCACAUUGCAUCAGUUACUCUGGCCGCCUGGGAAUGUGGCUCUUUAGACUUUCCUGAACCACCGUACCCUGAUGAAAUUCAGUGUCCUGAUGGCAAUCACACAUCCAAUGUCAACAUGUGGACCAUUAUGAGCAAAGUCAGGAUAGAAGCUUUUAUGUGGGGUGCAGGAACUGCCAUUGGAGAGCUACCCCCUUAUUUUAUGGCCAGGGCAGCACGUUUGUCAGGAGAAGAUCCUGAUGAUGAGGAGCUGGAAGAGGUUGAGGAAUUAGAGAGAAUGACUUCUCUUGCCAACCAAAGUUUGUGGACUAGACUUAAGAAAAUGGUUCUUGACUUAGUGGAGCGUGUAGGAUUCUUUGGCAUACUUGUGUGUGCCUCGGUUCCAAAUCCUCUUUUUGACUUAGCUGGUAUCACUUGUGGUCACUGCCUGGUACCAUUCUGGACUUUCUUUGGGGCCACACUCAUUGGCAAGGCCAUAAUAAAGAUGCAUCUUCAGAAAACGUUCGUUAUCUUAGCAUUUAGUAAAAAUUAUGUAGAGGCUGUUUUAUCCUAUGUUGGCGACAUUCCAACUGUUGGCCCGUAUAUUCAGAAACCUUUUAAGAUAGCACUUGAAAAACAAAAGGAAAAACUACAUCGAAAACCUGGUCAAGCAGCUAGUACAUCGGAACCAAAUAUUCUGGCUUGGAUUUUUGAGAAGCUUGUUAUCGCCAUGAUCGUGUAUUUUUUGUUGUCAAUCAUCAAUUCCAUGGCCCAGGCUUACGCCAAACGCUUGGACGAGCGAAAGAGACAGUCGCAGAAACCAGCCAAGGGAGAGUGAACAUUAGAACGCAUCUACUGUUCAAGAAUAUAUUUGCCACAAGCUUCUUUUCUAACCCCAAUACGCAGACACUCCGAAUAUCUUACCUUGUGACUUGUUGUAGCGUGAAGACGGUUGUUAUUAAAAAAAAGACUUAGAAAGACA